UAAAGAUGCAUGGUUUGGAUUUUUCUUUUUCUUUUCAGAAAAGACUUUGAGGAGACAUUGGGUCACUACAUCUCAGACACCUUCGUUUACAUUUACACACUGAGGCAGUUCUGUGACGCGGCCGAAAAAUGGAGCCUCCAGAGAGAGACAGAGGUGGGGGCCUUGAGAGACAUCAAGGACAGGGCAGAUAAAAUUGAUGCCAAGUUUGAAGAUGUAAAAAAAUCAAAAGAAAAAGCCAAAGCUUUCAGAGAGUAUUUGUGGAGCGGCCUGACUGCAGUGACUGCCGACAGCAGACGGCAGGAGCUGGAGAAGGAGCUGGGGGCUGUUCUGCAGGACACCCUGGAAGGGCUUGAGAAGCUGCAGCGCUUCCUGGAAGCGGUGGAGAAGCUGUCCGUCACGUCGAUCUUUGUGUUCACAGAUGGCUGCUACCUGCCUAGAGGGUUAAGCGCUGCGGAUGUCCGUUCGGUCAUCUUUGCUGCAAGGAUGGCUGCCCCUCUCCUUGUCCACUUUAAGAGGGACGACGCUGCUUUCUUCCUGCCCAGCCUGAGUAACGUGGAAGUGCUGGCCUUCUACCUGGAAAAAUACAAAGACAUCUCAGAGCAGCUCUGUGAACAGAUUGGGGAAAGGUUAACAAUGACUCAUAACCAAGAAAGCUUCUUAGAGAAGAUGAACGGUGAAGUUUCCCACUUUCUUGUGGACAUGAGUGAGGUGUCUAUCCAUUCGAUGCUUAAUCAUGUGGACCAGUUAAACCACAUCAGGAGAAACCAGGACAUCAGGCUGAUGUUCCUCUUCCGGGAAGCUGCUCUGUUCUUCAUUGGCCUGUUCAGCCAACGCCACGCCAGUAUGCGCCGGUUCCUCUCUGACCUAGAGAAGAACGCAGAUCAGCUGGACAGGAUGAAAACGGGCUCCAGUAUCUCCAGCGUAGUGGGGAGCUCAGUGGGGGUGACAGGUGGCGCCCUCUCCAUAGCAGGCCUGGCUUUGGCUCCUCUGACCGCGGGUGUGUCUCUCAUCCUCACCAUGACUGGGGUCGGUCUCGGGGUGGCCAGCGGUGUCAACAGCCUGGCCACUGGCAUUACCGGGAUGGUCAUCAACAGCAAAAACAGCAGACAAGCCAACAGCAUCUUUCAGAGUUUCAUGCGAGAUGUGCAAAGCAUUCUUGAUUGUCUGGAGCACGUGGCCAACAACACGGGGGGACCCAUUGUUGAACCAGGGAAAGUGGAGGUCUUGCUGGGGACUGGUCGGGUUGUGGCUAAGGUUUGUGGGUUGGGGAAGGGCAUUGACAGCCUGGUGGAUGGGGCCUCUGCCUUGAAGGUGAUUGGCAGUAAGGAGGUAGCCACGGGGGCCACCAGGGUGGGGCUACAGGAGGUGAAGUCGGCCAAGAAUCUCCCCAGCCUAGCGGCGGAUGUGCCCGACAUCGGGCAGCUGGCCAAAGGCACGCCGCUGGCCCUCUCCAGCUCAGCCCGCUCCGGGUUUAUGGCUCUCAACUCGCUGUUCAUCGGCUUGGACAUCUUCUUCAUCUGCAAAGACGGCACUAGUCUGGCCAGGGGCAGCAGGAGCAAAGUGGCCCAGCUCAUCCGCUCCAGGACGGCUCUGUGGCGCUCAGAGCUGGACUCCUGGGAGAGGAUCAACGACUCGCUUUGCAGGGGGAUCUGGAGGUUCAGGAGGAGCCAGAGAAUCCUGGAGAAGCCAUUUUACCCCGAACAGGUGAUCUGAAGAGAGGAAAGGAAAAGAGAGAGGGAGGGGGAAAAUAAAACAAACUAAACGUUUUUUUAUUGAUGAUCAUUACAUCAUCAUCACAUCAUCAUUUAGCUCACAUUUCCUGUUUGCAUCACUUCCCUGGGAGUGCGCGGCAGCAGCUGUCACCACCAGGGGGGGAAAUCCUCCUCAUGGAGUUUUCUAGAAGGGGCCACACCUCUCACCGCUUCCACUGAUCAUGUGAGACGUAAGCAGAGACGGUUUACAGGCACUUGCCAAGUCCUGGCCCUGUCCUUUCUUUCAGUGAACGUGUAACUUGUGUGAGAACUACGUUUCGUCUGUUCCCACUCUGGUUAGAUUCCAGAGCUUUAGACUAUGUAUUGCUCCAAAGACUGUUGAGACUUUUUGCCUGCCAUGUUGUGUUUGACGACCACUCUUAAACAUCACUUACUGCUUAUCUGCGUGGACUUUAGACAGCACUGAUUAGUUCAUUGCUCACACCUGGGAUAGGGAGGGCUUAUAUAAG
Molecule: messenger RNA, 2221 nt
Organism: Clupea harengus (Atlantic herring)
Lineage: Eukaryota; Metazoa; Chordata; Actinopteri; Clupeiformes; Clupeidae
Exons: 3
Coding region: 10-1713 (567 amino acids)
Biological process (GO): lipoprotein metabolic process; lipid transport
Cellular component (GO): membrane; extracellular region
Molecular function (GO): lipid binding
Source: RefSeq, a predicted model, not a curated record